Messenger RNA from Coregonus sp. 'balchen', 830 nucleotides. Lineage: Eukaryota; Metazoa; Chordata; Actinopteri; Salmoniformes; Salmonidae. The record is from the annotation of a GenBank genome assembly.
AUGUCUGAACCUCCAUGUAACUUGGCUCUAAAGAACCUGUGUGAGGCCUUCUUACAGGAGAGAAGUCAGAGAGCUUCAGCAGGGUCUGAGGUGCUCUGCAGUGUACAUUGUGAGAAACUCAAACUCUUCUGUCUGGAGGAUAAACCGCCUGUCUGCUUGGUGUGUCAGGCCUCAAAGAAACAUAAAUCUCAUGACUGCGUCCCCAUAGAUAAGGCUAUACAGGAUCAUAAGGUAAGAGAAAGACAACCAUUUGGAAAUCUGUGAUAGAGCAAUAUGGUAUAAACAAUCAUAUUUGAACUUUUUGAUUGAUUGAAAAUCAGGCUGCAGUGAUAGAGUUGUGGUGUUCAGAUGUUCUCUCAAGAGGUUCUGUCUCAUUCCAGGAGGAACUCCAGACUGCUCUGGAGCUCUUACAGGAGAAGGAGAAGGUCUUUAGUAAAGUUAACAAACCUGUGAUAAAACAACAGAGCACAUUAAGAUCAGUACUGUAUAUGUUGUUCAGGGUUAAUUGUUCAGUUAUAUAUUUUCUUGUUCUGUUCAGUAUUAGAUUAUGUUGCUUUAGGAAAGAUGUGGUGUCACAUGUCAGGAUCUGCAAGCAUAUUCACUAGCAGUUUUAUGUUACAAUAAUAUUAUCCCUAUAUGAAUAUUCUGAGAUAUUAGAUCUCUUCCUCCCAAUGCCUCCAGAGCCAAGCCAGCACACAGACACGCAGAUUAAGGAGGAGUUUGAGAAGCUUCACCAGUUUCUACGAGCAGAAGAGGAGGCCAAGAUAGCUGCACUGAAGGAGGAAGAGGAGCAGAAGAGGCAGAUGAUGAAGGAAAAGAUGGAGAGAUGA